AUGCCUGUAUUCUCACGCUUGGCUGUCGCUGUCCAGCUCGUUGCUGUUUUCGUGUCGCCCGUUCUUGGCGCAGCAUACAACCAGCCAUACGACUAUGUCAUUGUUGGCGGAGGUGUCACUGGCUUGAUUGUAGCCAACCGUCUUAGUGAAGACUGGAGCAAGACUGUUCUUGUCAUUGAGGCUGGUGACAAUGUCGAUACGCCCUCGACCAAGAUUCCGUGGAAAGCCAAUGACCUCGCCUCUGCCAACGGGCUGAUUUGGGAGAACUACACCUCGGUGGCUGAACCUGGUCUUGGCAAUAGCUCAUUCCCAGUUGUAGCAGCCAAGGUCCUGGGUGGUGGUUCAGUCAUCAACGGCAUGGUCUAUGACCGUGGCGCUGCCGCUGAUUAUGAUGCGUGGGAGGCCCUUGGUAACAAGGGUUGGGGCUGGGAGGGAAUGGAGCCCUACUUCAUCAAGGGCACUACAUUCCAGCCUCCUUCUGAAAAGACUAUCCGUGACUUCAACAUCACCUUUGACCCCUCGACCUACGGCAAGGGGCCGCUCACUGUCUCUAUCACCUCAACCCAGUAUCAGGAUAUUAAGGCUUACUGGGCAGCAUGGAAGGCUAGUGGUGUUCAUGUGCCAGUCGACGGAAAUGCCGGAGAGGCUUAUGGUGUUUCUUGGUAUCCCAACACCAUGGACGCGACCACUGGACGCCGUGCCCACGCCCGUUAUGCAUACUACGAUCCCAUCCAGAAGCGCCGUAACUUGCACAUCAUCACUGGCGCCACUGCCAAGAAGGUCAUUUUCGAUGACCGAAAAAAGCCCAUGGCACGAGGUGUCGAGGUGACCGACAAGGCCGGCAAGACUACUUGCUUCUACGCCAAAAAGGAGGUCAUCCUUGCUGCCGGUGCUAUCCAAACCCCAAAGAUUCUCCAGCUUAGCGGUGUUGGUCCCAGGGCUGUGUUGCAAGCUGCGGGUAUCCAGACCAGGGUUGAGCUCGAUUCCGUAGGUGCCAACUUCCAGGACCACCCAUACGCCACAGCCAUCUUCAACACUACGUCCAACUUCUUCCCCAACCUCCAGUCGCUGAACACCAAUGCUACUUUCAACGCUUCUGCAUGGAAGGAGUAUGAACAGUAUAAGACGGGCCCCUACACGUAUGCUCGUGGCAAUGCACUUGCCUUCAUCCCCCUUUCUGAUACUACCAACAACACCCAGGCCCUCAUCGACAUGGUGAAUGGUCAGAAGGCAACCGACUUCCUUCCUAGCAUCUACAAGAAGAACUCCAAACUCGCGGCGGGAUAUGCAAAGCAGCGCAAGGUUCUUGCCGACUUGCUUGCACGCAAGGACGCAGCCGCUACUGAAAUGACGCUAGCCGCCGAUGGCAGCUACGCCCUCAUUGGUAUCGAGAAGCCCCUUUCACGUGGUAGCAUCACCAUCAACGCCAAGAACCCCAACGGAGCCCCCGAUGUUGCGUUCAACGCCUUUGUGAACCCCGUCGACCGUCUGAUCAUGUCAAUUGGCCUGCGCUUCUUCCGUGGCGUGUGGGCACGCCCUGAACUCAAGAGCUACAAGAUCAGCGAGACUGUUCCUGGUGCGCAAUUUCAAACUGACACGGAGAUUUUCGAUGCCCUCCUCAAGCAAUCCAUGCUUCAACCCUCCCUUGUUCACCCUGCGGGUACUUGCUCCAUGAUGGCUGAAAAGGAUGGUGGCUGUGUCAGCGACAAGCUGCUCGUGUACGGAACCCAGCACUUGUCUGUUGUCGAUGCUUCAAUCAUUCCUCUUAUCCCGUCUUGCCAUCUCCAGGCCACCAUGUAUGGUAUUGGUGAGAAGGCUGCUGAUAUCAUCAAGGCGAGGUAG
Messenger RNA from Bipolaris oryzae ATCC 44560, 1842 nucleotides. Its product is annotated as GMC oxidoreductase. Gene Ontology annotation, molecular function: flavin adenine dinucleotide binding; oxidoreductase activity, acting on CH-OH group of donors. The transcript has 2 exons. Lineage: Eukaryota; Fungi; Ascomycota; Dothideomycetes; Pleosporales; Pleosporaceae. Bases 1 to 1842 code for a protein of 613 amino acids. Gene Ontology annotation, biological process: secondary metabolite biosynthetic process. The record is from RefSeq and is a predicted model, not a curated record.